AAAAGGCUGCUUCGGGAAUUAGGCUUGGUUGCCACCCGUUGAAACAGAUCUCAAACCUUCUGCAUAAGGGGGUACUGGUCUGGGAUCAUUUCCUAGACACAGAGGCUGUCUUUCCACCAGAGCUGCCCUGUGAGACUGAAUCCCAGGAAAAACUGAAGUGCAAUAAAGGAAAAGUAGUUGAGAUAAGUGUAGUUCCGGUUAGGAAGUUCUCUGUGUGGCUGCAAGGGACCCUUCAAACAUCCUGCGGCACAGCCGCUCCACUCGCCGAGCUGGCCACUGCAGGAGAGGAGCCGAAGCCCACGCGUUUCCUUGCGUAAGUGCUUGAGCCUCGGUGCAGCCAGGAGUCGCCUUUCGCCCAGCAUUCACCCCAGGCGUAGAGCUGUCAGAUGUGCUUUCUUGAGACGUGGUUCCUAACACACGGUGACUGUGCAAAGCUGAUGUCUUCAUCCUGCCGUAAUUAUCUGUAUUGCUCCAAGUGACGCUGCUGGUGGAUGACAACAAUGGAUAAAAACCUAAGAAUCAACAGCACUGCAAAGAAUACCUUGGCAAAGGCACUAUACGACAACAAAGCCGAGUGCUCGGAUGAGCUGGCCUUCCGCAAAGGAGACAUCCUGACGGUUCUGGACCAAAAUGUCAUUGGCAGCGAGGGCUGGUGGAAAUGCUCCCUCCACGGCAGGCAGGGCCUGGCCCCCCCCCACCGCCUCCAGCUCCUCCCCGCCUCUCAGGCUGCCCUGCUGCCCCCUUCCACCCACAGCGACCCUGCGGAGCCGCCAGCAGGACAACAGAACAUCUACCAGGUUCCCUCCGUCCCCAAGCCUACCGUGUUGUCGUCUACCUAUGAGAAGAUGGAGGGGUGGGUUAAACCUCCAGCGAGGGUCUCUACCCUACCCGUCCAAGGAAUUUAUCAGGUACCAGCCUUGGCUGCACAACUGCUCAGUGAAAGAACCCAAAGCUCAACAAACCAGCUGCUUACUCUCCCGCGAGCAUGCCGGGCUUCAGUCCCCAACAUCAGGAGUGAAGUGUAUGAUGUUCCAUCCACGCAGCGCCAGGAGUCCUUACUCACGCAGAGUGGUGCCACUCCGCCUGCCACACGAAAGGGCUCUGUGCUGGUCAGAUCCACCGAGUGUUUCCAGAAGGAGCAGAAGCAGCUUUACAACAUCCUGUCCAGCCCAAAAAAGGCAGGAGCUGUUAUCCAGAAAGACUCACCAGCGGGCAAUUUGUAUGAUGUCCCUCCCAAAAGAGAAACUGACAUUUCAGAAAAUGAAUCUCAGAAAAAGUUCUGGGGCCAUUACAAUACCUUGCCAAAUCCUCGGAAGUCAGAAUGGAUUUAUGAUAUUCCAGUAUCACCUGAAAAAACAGGAUUAAAACAAAACCCUCCUGGCCAUUCCUUGGAGAACCAGGUGCUGUAUGAUAUACCACCAGCCAGGCACAAGGCACUAACAACAAAUACCGAAGCCAAAGUUGUAAAUCCACAAUUAUAUAAUAUUCCACCAACACAGCGGAAAUUAACGUUUCCAGAUGUCCAUUUCUAUGAUGUUCCAUCCUCACGGGAUGUGCUCCUUUUGCCACAAAACAGUGGCUGUGAUGUAGCCCCAAGCCUCCUGGCUCCAAAGGCUGAGACUCAGAUCUCUGAAGAGAAUGUUUAUGAUAUUCCGAAAGGUCUGCCCACCACUUUGCAAUCCAAGAAAGAGAUGGAAAAAACCAGCGAUAGUUCUGGAGACCAAGCAUACCAUGCUCCUCCACAGUUCUCAAAAGAUGCCAAAUUAGAACAGGACAGCUUAUCUGUUUCUAGUGGGGACAGCAGAAGCAGCACGCUCUCUACAUCCUCAAACUCUCCUUCUGAGUUGUCUUCUAUGUCAUCAUCAUCAUCAUCAGAAGAGCCUGCCAAAGAAAUUAAACUGGACCUUGACGUAGCCAUAGAGACACUGACUAGAUUGCAGCACAGCGUAUCCAGCUCAGUUGCGAGUUUAAUGAUCUUUGUGAGUAGUAAAUGGCGAUUACAAGAGCACCUAGAGAAAAGCAUUGAAGAAAUCCAUAGAGCAGUCGAUCACAUAAAAGUGUCACUGGGAGAAUUCUUGGCCUUUGCUCAAGUUGUAAAGGUAAAUGCCUCUUACCUCACUGAUAACAAUCUUCAGACCAGAAUUAACAAGCAACUAGAAAUUCUUACGAACUCAUUCAAAAUCUUAACAGAAACAAGAGAAGCUCUAAACAACUGCAACUGGUCACUAGAGGCUUUGGUCCUCAGGAAACCUCAAAACAACCCGGAUGAUCUUGAUCGCUUUGUUAUGGUAGCCCGCACGAUUCCAGAUGACAUCAAGAGGCUUGUAUCCAUCGUCAUUGCCAAUGGAAAGCUCCUCUUCAGAAAGGAUGAGACGGAACAAGAAACGAAGCAAUCAAAAGUGAACCCAGAAUACAAAAUGGCAAAACAAAUCACAGUGCCCAGAAGAGUAGAAAUAGAUUCACUUCAAAGAAAAAGUCCUGAUAAACCCAAACAAAGUCAGGUCUCUUCUGAGAAACCAAAAGAAAAUGCCGCUGAGGACUGUGAUUAUGUUCAGUUACAGGCACAGAAAAUAAUUUCAGGUAGAGAAGUAGCAAAGAAGAGUACAGAUUCAAAACCAAAGGUUUUGCCAUCUGCAAAAAAGACUGUAAUUCAAAGCAAGCCAGACUCUACAAAGAAAAUCACUCUCCCAGAACACUGUAAGCUGUGUUUUACUGCACUUCACAAGGCGAUUUGUGUGUUUACUAAUAGUCUGAGCAACAACCAGCCACCCGAAGUCUUCAUAUCCCACAGCAAAUUGAUCAUUAUGGUGGGACAAAAGCUAGUGGAUUCCCUCUGCCAUGAAACUCAAGAGAGAGAUGCUCGGAACGACAUUCUCCACAGCAGCAGCCGGUUUUGCAGCCUCUUGAAGAAUCUGGCUCUCGCCACCAAAAAUGCCGCAAUACAAUAUCCAAAUGCAGAUGCCAUGAGGGAACUUCAGGAUCAAACACAGGAGCUGUCUAAGUACACACAGCAGUUUAGAGCAAUGAUGGAAUGAAAGACACUUUGCUGGUUUUACAAAUUCUCCAUCCUUGCUGCUCCUUUGGCACGUGGCAGCCAAGGGGGGGCAAAAGCAGCUCAGCGGCACCAACUUUCAGUCACCUCUAGGAAGUCCUGCCGGGCAGUUCCCUGGGUGCCAGGGCACUUGUAGCAGGUGAAGAUCCACACAAUGGCAGAUGCAGAAGUGGAUUUGUAGAAUUAAAUCUGUGCUUUCUCCUCCAUUGUUCAGAUCCCACCUGGAAAUGUCAUCUUGGCAGCUGGGCAGGAAUGUUUGCUGUGUAUUAGAGCAAAAUUAUUUAUUAUCUGGCUGAUUUCUUUUUUUUUUUAUAGGUCAGGUAGAUUUUUUUUUUUUCUAUUUGGGUAUGUAAAGUCUCUCUUUAAAAUGUUGCUUCACAAUGUUCUGUAAGUUAUGGUAUCCCAUUAUCAGCUGUUUCUUGAGGACUUACUCAAAAUCUGUAAUUACAAUUUCUUUUUUUUUUUUUUUUUACAGCUGCAAAGCUAACUUUUAUUCUUCAUGUACAAAUGCAAUGAAUGUAUUACAGGACAAAAUCUGGCAGGUACCACACAUGGCUUAGAUGUUAAUGGGAAAUGCUCCAGCUGGUGUCUGAGCGCAGAAGGAAAACUGACUUGGAGGAGUCCUGGCUCCCAAUAAAUCUGUGGGGAGUGCACCUCAGCCGUCCUCCGUUGCAGCUCGAAGCCAUUCAGAGCAUUGUUCCAACAUAAAAAGGAAUUUAUUUUAGUCACUUUGGACAAGCUGUCCCACAAACUGGAACCAUGAUGUAAUUUCUGCUGGUCACCCAGAGCACCUGCGCUGGGGGGGCUGCCCAGGGCUCCUCAGGCCGGCCCUUGCUACGUUCGUUUGUGUAGCUCAUUAACUUAAUCCCUAAAUUUGCUGGAUCUGAAAUACAAUGAAGGCCCUGUAACCACGCAGGUAGCCUGUUUGUACCCCUGCUUUAUUUCUGUUUUUCCUAAUUAAUUUAAAGUUUUUACCUGAAAUUUCGAGGUCUGGCCUUUCGGGGCAACACCGUACCCAUGUCUUUGCUCUGAAGAUGCACAAUGAAUUUUGGGAGUAGUUACGGCUCAUUCGCACUGCACCGGCCCGCACGCUCCAGGGGCCGGGGGGGAAACCUGCUCCCUCAUCGUCCCCACGGUUUUAUUUUUACUUGGCAGUCACCGUGUUUUACACCGUUAUUUAAACGUCGACAGCUGUUUUCUCGUUGGCUUUGUAUGUUUUGUAUUAAACUCAC
This is a messenger RNA of Egretta garzetta (little egret), 4284 nucleotides long. RefSeq names its product Cas scaffold protein family member 4 (gene CASS4). The record is from RefSeq and is a predicted model, not a curated record. The coding region runs from base 492 to 3035 and encodes 847 amino acids. Gene Ontology annotation, molecular function: protein binding. Gene Ontology annotation, cellular component: cytoplasm; plasma membrane. NCBI's taxonomy places the organism in Eukaryota, Metazoa, Chordata, Aves, Pelecaniformes, Ardeidae. The transcript is spliced from 8 exons. Gene Ontology annotation, biological process: cell migration; cell surface receptor protein tyrosine kinase signaling pathway.